CUUCCUGCACAUCCUUAUUCUCCAGUCGCCCACACUUCCUGAACAACCCUUCGCAGAUCCAGCGGCCUAAUGUUCUCGCCCCCAGCUUUGGGGCCAAAUUGCCUCUCGUACUCUAUACGCCCUACCAGUCCAAAUUAACUACGUGGAUAGCAGGCGGAACCGCACUACACUCCGUCGCAUCGAUUCUCCAGAGCAUCAUGUCACCCGCAAUCCGAUCCAUUCUUGAUCCGCAGCACUGCCCAUCCUUCCCCAGUCACUAACGCUCUUGAAUUUCCCCACACCGUCCUAUAUACGGGGAACCAAUCUCCCGUUCUUUCGAAGAUCUUUCAGCUUCUCUGAAAGGCCUCAAGCACAAACUCCCACUCCACAACCAUGCGUCUCCAAGCUCUCCUUCCCGCCCUCGUGGCCGCCGCCACCGCCGUCGUCGCUCAAGACUCCGGCAAAGUCGCCCUCGUGAUGGCCGAUAACGCCUGCUGGGCUGAAUUCACCGACCUGCUCGGCUGCAAUGGCCGAUCCUCCGAGCCCAUCGGAGAUUGGGAUGGCAUGCACUGCACCGGUAUGCUGCGAGAACUCACCCCUCGACUACCUCCCUAUCCUGCUUUAUCCUCCCACCCACUUCAUGCGAAAGCAACACAGUAGUCCAGACACUAACUUUCCUCCUCGGAUGCAGAUAAUGGCAAAACCGACGUCUCGGUCUGCGACUCCGGCCACGUCAUGUUCAAAUACGACAGUGGAGCUUCGCCGCUGGGUCCUCCCGUGCCGUUGGAGGCUAAUACCCUGGUGUUCAAGAAUAAUCAGGAUACGUAUCCCAUGCCGUUCAACCAGCCUGAUCCCGGGUGUACUUAUACUACGGCGGAUGGGCCUAGCUGUUAGAUUGAGAUGAGAUGGGUGGGAAAUGUUUGAUGGCUGUGAAGCGUUCUUGGAUUGCUGGGGCGUGGGAUACAGUGCCUGGGAAUGAAUUGUUGAUAACAACGCUGUCGUUAUGAUGGAUGAUGGUGAUGGAAAUGAAAUAUAUAAUCAGAUAAUUUUGGUGUCGCAAUUACCGAGUCCAUUACGAG
Aspergillus steynii IBT 23096 is the source of this 1058-nucleotide messenger RNA. RefSeq lists its product as uncharacterized. The transcript has a single exon. The record is from RefSeq and is a predicted model, not a curated record. NCBI's taxonomy places the organism in Eukaryota, Fungi, Ascomycota, Eurotiomycetes, Eurotiales, Aspergillaceae. Bases 373 to 639 code for a protein of 88 amino acids.